Messenger RNA from Eubalaena glacialis (North Atlantic right whale), 1644 nucleotides. RefSeq names its product pancreatic alpha-amylase. The transcript is spliced from 11 exons. The record is from RefSeq and is a predicted model, not a curated record. Gene Ontology annotation, biological process: carbohydrate metabolic process. Gene Ontology annotation, molecular function: alpha-amylase activity; cation binding. The coding region runs from base 95 to 1630 and encodes 511 amino acids. Lineage: Eukaryota; Metazoa; Chordata; Mammalia; Artiodactyla; Balaenidae.
AGACACUGGAAAGCAGAGCCAAGAGAUGGAGACAGAAAAUGUCUUGAGGAAUAUAAAUAGUUGCUGGAAAGAACACUGACAGCUUGAAAGCAAAAUGAAGUUCUUUCUAUUGCUUUCAGCCAUUGGAUUCUGCUGGGCUCAGUAUGCCCCAAAUACCGAAUCUGGACGGACAUCUAUUGUCCAUCUGUUUGAGUGGCGCUGGGUUGAUAUUGCUCUUGAAUGUGAGCGAUACUUAGCUCCCAAAGGAUUUGGAGGGGUUCAGGUUUCCCCACCCAAUGAAAAUGCGGUAAUUAAUAACCCUUCAAGACCUUGGUGGGAAAGAUACCAACCAGUUAGCUACAAGUUAUGUACAAGAUCAGGAAAUGAGGAUGAAUUCAAAGACAUGGUGACUAGAUGUAACAACGUUGGUGUCCGUAUUUAUGUGGAUGCUAUAAUUAAUCAUAUGUGUGGAAAUGGUGUGGCUGAAGGAACGAGCAGUACUUGUGGGAGUUACUUCAACCCUGGAACUGAGGAUUUUCCAGCAGUCCCAUACUCUGGUUGGGAUUUUAAUGGCGGUAAAUGUAAAACUGGAAGUGGAGACAUUGAGAACUAUAAUGAUGCUUCUCAGGUCCGAGAUUGUCGUCUGGUUGGUCUUCUUGAUCUUGCACUGGAGAAAGAUUAUGUGCGCUGCACGAUUGCUGAAUAUCUGAACCGUCUCAUUGACAUUGGUGUAGCAGGGUUCAGAAUUGAUGCUUCUAAGCACAUGUGGCCUGGAGACAUGAAGGCAAUUUUGGAUAAACUGCAUAAUCUAAACACAAGAUGGUUCCCUGCAGGAAGUAAACCUUUCAUUUACCAGGAGGUAAUUGAUCUGGGUGGUGAGCCAAUUAAAAGCAGUGAGUACUUUGGAAAUGGCCGUGUGACAGAAUUUAAAUAUGGUGCAAAACUAGGCACAGUUCUGCGCAAGUGGAAUGGAGAGAAGAUGUCUUACUUAAAGAACUGGGGAGAAGGCUGGGGUUUCAUGCCUUCUGACAGAGCACUUGUCUUUGUUGAUAACCAUGACAAUCAGCGAGGGCAGGGAGCUGGGGGAGCAUCUAUUCUUACAUUCUGGGACACUAGACUGUACAAAAUGGGAGUUGGAUUUAUGCUCGCUCAUCCCUAUGGAUUUACACGAGUAAUGUCAAGCUACCGUUGGCCAAGACAUUUUGAAAAUGGACAAGAUGUUAAUGAUUGGAUUGGGCCACCAAAUAAUAAUGGAGUCAUUAAAGAAGUUACUAUUAAUCCAGAUACUACUUGUGGCAAUGACUGGGUCUGUGAACAUCGAUGGCGUCAAAUAAGGAACAUGGUUGUGUUCCGUAAUGUAGUUGAUGGCCAACCUUUAACAAACUGGUGGGAUAAUGGUAGCAACCAAGUAGCUUUUGGAAGAGGAAACAGAGGAUUCAUUGUCUUUAACAAUGAUGACUGGGCAUUAUUUUCAACUUUGCAAACUGGUCUUCCUGCUGGUACAUAUUGUGAUGUCAUUUCUGGAGAUAAAAUUGGUAACGAUUGUACAGGAAUUAAAAUCUAUGUUUCCGGCGAUGGCAAUGCUAAUUUUUCUAUUAGUAACUCUGCUGAAGAUCCAUUUAUUGUGAUUCAUGCUGAAUCUAAAUUAUAAAGUUUGAAUUAAAU